Morone saxatilis (striped sea-bass) is the source of this 5153-nucleotide messenger RNA. It is a transcript of the gene tmco6, whose product is annotated as transmembrane and coiled-coil domains 6. The coding region runs from base 139 to 1653 and encodes 504 amino acids. NCBI's taxonomy places the organism in Eukaryota, Metazoa, Chordata, Actinopteri, Moronidae. The record is from RefSeq and is a predicted model, not a curated record. The transcript has 19 exons. Gene Ontology annotation, molecular function: protein binding.
GGCUGCGGACGGACAAACACCACCGAAGAAGAAUUUCAACAUGACAGUAUGGUGCCGAUGUCGCCCACUGUGAAAUAAUCACCCAGUGUUCAGCGAGUAGUUUGAAGUGUUACAUUAAGUGACAUUAAAAUAAUCUAAAUGUGGAGGUUAAACAAAGUUCGCCACAAAGCUGCGCGACAGGGCGACAGCGAGCUGCGGUUGAAGAGGCGAGAGCGCGAGAAAGCACUGAGACAGGCCCGCAGAGACAGACAGCUUGUGAGCAAGAGACUCGUGCUGAAUGAAGAUGAGGAGCAGCCAGAGGUCACCAUGGACACUACCUCAGGGGAACAGGACGUGCUCAGUUUGUUCCUCAGACUUCAACACGCCGGGCCGGAGAGGGAGACCCACCUGAAAGCGUUGAGUAAAGCUCUCCGCGACCCAUCGGCACAGCUCACCUUCAUCAAGCAGGAGAAUAGCAUGCAUCUUCUGGUUGGUCUCCUCACCGGCUCUGAUGCUACGUGCCGUCUGCAGGCCGUUCGGUGUCUUCAUGAGCUGUCUCACUCCGCCCACACCAAUGUGGCACCGGCCUGUCUGCCUGCCACCCCUUACCUGCUCACCUAUCUGUCCGGCCAGAGCACCAAGUUCACUGAGCUGUGUCUCUACACACUGGGUAACUUAUGUCCAGACAGUGAUGUGGUAAAAGAGAAACUCCUGGCGCAGGGAAUCAUACCGGCUCUGGCCAACUGUAUAGAGAACCAGAGACACAACCUUGCGGUGGUGGAAGCUGUGGGCUUCACCCUCUCUCAGCUUCUCCAGUCCAAAGAUGCAGCAGAUAAAAUAAUCCCGAUGAUCCUGGCCUCCAGCUUGCCUUCACACUUGUUAUCCGUCCUGACCCCUGACCCAAAGUUUGGCCUGGCACCUGCCAUAGAGUGUGCCUGGUGUCUGCACUACCUCACAUGCAGCAUCGAGGAUAACACGGUGGUGUUGGCUCAUGGGGCUCUGUUGAAGUGCAGUUCCCUGUUAGUAUCGCUUGGUGGCGCUGUCGCAGAAGGAAACAAAGAAGAAGGAAUGGAGCUGCUCAUCUGUCCUCUGCUGAGGUGCGUGGGAAACCUCCUGUCCUCCUGCCCAGUGGAAACCCUGAACUCUCAAGUGGGUGAUGUCGGUAUCGUGGUUGCUCUGUGUGCACUCCUUCACGCCUACUUACAGACCCAGCCAGCUUUGGCCAGAGAGAGUGCCUGGGUCCUCAACAACCUCACAGCUUACUCCAGUGCUUUGUGCUCUGCUCUGCUGACUCUUAACUUGGUCCCUGGACUGAUCCAGCUCCUCCCUUUCUCUCAAGGAAUCAAUACCAUGAUCCUGAGGGUUUUAGCAAAUAUUGCCCACAAGAAAAAGGAGUUCUGUGUCCAGCUGGCUCAUCUUGGAUUGCUUUCUGCUCUCUGUGCCACUCUGAAAAUGGCCGACCAAGAGAUGGUGACGCUGAGUAUGGAUGUCCUGUUCAUGCUGGUAGUUAGUGGUCCACAGGUGGCAGAGGAGUUUGUACGGCAAGGCGGAGUUUCACUGUUAGAGGCCAUUCAGUACAACAGCGAAGGAGAGAUCAGACGAAGAGCAACACAUCUCCUGGAGCACCACCUUCUGUCCUACUCAUCCUAUUGCUCGGACACCCCAUGUUCCUGAACCAACGAGCACCUGACAAAUCACUGGUACCUCGAGGACACACCUGAAAAUACGAGACUUCUGGUUUACAUUUUGCAGAUGUGUGUAAUGGACAAACAAUGUUGGUAUAUUUAAAGUAAUUUUUGAUAUCUUUUUAAAUAUGAACUACUAGUAUUUUGACCACCAUCUUCAUUGUUGUUAUCCAUGUAGGUAUUUUUAAUAUAAUAUAUUUUUUUAAUACCUGAGAGAGUCUUUACACUCAUUCACAAACGUCACAAACUUUCUUUCUGUUGCUUAUUGAGACACCAUCCGUUGAGAGACUGAAUGUAUUUUGUAUGUAUUUUUGAUCAUCAGAAGUCUCUCAUCUGAAACUUGAACACCUAGAGGGUUUACAUGACGGACUGUAAAUAGUAUGAAGUAUUUAUCGUAUCAUGCCAAUAAUGCAAUGUCAUUAAUGACUGUACAUUCAUCAAAUGAAAUGAUAUCACCUUAAAACUGUUUUUUGAGAGUAAGAUCUUCUCUAGAUAACAUUAUUAAAGUUUUUGCACCGUUUUCUAUUGGUUUUGUAACAUAACCGACCUAGGGCUGAAUAAAACAUCACAUAGAUGCCAGAUCAACCCACCACUUCCUCCUUCCCACCACCAUCCACCCGCUUCAGGUCCCGCCCCUGAUUUAUUCAGAAUAUGUACCUAUUAAAAGAGAAGGGAAUAAAUACUAAUAUGAAUAUAAACAGAGUAUUAUGUUGACGACUAGAGUCACACAUUAUCCUUCAUUCGGUAUAUAUUACACUAAUUUACCUAUCUCUCUAAUGUAGGUGGUUGUUUAUCUUUCCAUUACAUGGCUAUGAGUUUGUUGUCAGUGUUAACAGCAUUUCUCCUCAGUUCGAAGGUAUUGAUUUUUGUCAUAUGUCACCCUGUAGGGUUGCUCUUGCUUCUGUGGAGAUGAUAAGUCUGUGAUGGAAUAGAGAUCUAAUGAAUGUAGAUGGUUGCAGGCCCAGAAAAUAGCUACAUAUGUUAUCAGUGUUUCUAUUCCAGCUCCAUAUGUUGUAUUCUGUGCAGCCUGUCAUUGCUGAUAGGGAUAAUAUUGGCUAUGAAUGAGAUUGUAUUGUGUUAUCGUAUGUCUUGUGAGAAACACUGACUACCAGUACACAGUGCAGUUCCACUUCCUCAAAAUUACACUUGAGGUUUUCUUUUCCGUUUGAGAGAGUUCGGGGUAAAGCCGUAAAUUCGACCCAAAAGAGAAAUGUUAGUCAUUUCUUAUGUUCCUCUUUUGUCUUUUGUAGUAAUGUUGAGUAGUUAAGGAAGAAUGUAUUUUGCACCUAAUGUGGAGUUGUAGGUCCUAUAGGUGAUGGGGAUUGGGCUCUGAAACAUAGUAACCCAUUUGAACCAGCAACUAUUCUGAUAAUUUAUCAUUAUAAUCGAUUUAUUUGGUAUGGAAGAUUGAUUGAUAAUGAAACAAAUUUAAAUAAAGCUUCAACCUGAGUACAGCAUAAUGUAUACAUUCAUAGUCCACAUUUUACUUUUAGUUUAACUAAAUAAAUAUGGUGGGAUAAUGUUUGUUUAAUGAAAAAAGUAAAGAGUGAAUUAACCUCACAGAGCUGAGAUUUAUUAGAUCUAUAGUGGACAGUUUCAUUUUAACAUUUGAUAUUGUUGUGCAAUGUGAUUAUCUGUCUCUGGAUUUCCACACAGAUUUGAGGGGAAUUUGAAUGUGACUGAGUGGACUGUACUGGGAAACAGCAAGUCUUCAGCUCCUCCCCCUAUUGAAAAAAGGAAAAAGCUACUCUCAAAUUUCCCCACUUCCUCUGUCCACCCACAACAUUCCCUUUUCGUUACCAUUCACACUGCUUCUCUACAUGAAAAACUGGAACAAGUGUACUGGACAUGGAGGGUGCUGAGUCAACAACUAGGGAUAAAACAACAGGAAAGGAUGGGGAAAAGGCUGUGGAUCAAAUGGUGCUGAUGUCCAGCAAGCCUCUGCAUCGCUUUGUCCAAAAAGAGCCCAGAGCUCUUGGGAUUGUCAUUGUGAUCUUAGGCUGUGCAGAGGUCCUGAUGGGCUUUUCUCUGGUCAGUGAAGAUGUGUCAACGUCUGGUAAAAUCUACAUUCCCUUCUGGCAGGGACUUCUGUUUCUUGUCUGUGGUAACCUGUCUAUCUACACUGAGAUGCACCCAUCCAAGAAGAUGGUGACUGUGUGUUUGGCCAUGUAUGUGGUUUCCCUCUUGGGAAUUGUAGUCUCUGUUGGCUACAGAAUAUUCUGCUUGUCCCAUAUUAGCUACUUAAGGUACCAGAGUAAGUGGGUGGAGACAGACAGAGACUGGGCCUUAAACAGAGCGGAGCAGCUUUUUAGUGUCGAAGGCAUAUUGUUCAGUUCCUCUCUGUGUGUGUCAGUGCUUCUCAUCUUCUUGUGUGUCGUCGCACGGUUAGCUCUGAAGUCCACAAACAGUCAGGUCAUUGUCCAGCACAUACCGGCACCACGGAAUGACACAACAUCAAACUAAAAUCAACCUUUUUGAAGCAUUGUUCUACAAUCACUAACACUGGUUUGCUUGCAGCACUCCUCUUCUGUGAAAGAAAUAUGUGAGAAUUCUGUGCAGAAUAUUGUAUGUGAAUGUUACUCCACCUAGAGGCAGUAGCCCUAUAACCCAGCCGCAGCUUUUUUUAAGUUACCUACAGCUACCAUAUGUGUAAUGCUGAAUACAUUUUUUUUGACAUGCACUUAUAAGGGAAGAUCUUAACCACUAAUUUAUCUAGCAAUGUUUGUUACUGUAUGGGUCAGUAAACAUGUUACAUUACUUUAAAUUAAAGCCUCAAGAUGAACAGAUCUUACAUGGUACUGAUAACUGUCAAUAAAGUCAAUUGAUUAACUCUGUGGUAAUGUUAUAUUGCCUAACCUUAAUGUAUAUUGUACAAACAAUAAUAUACAUUGAUGUUAGUUAACACUGUUAAAGUCAGACAGAGAGCCCAUGCUUCUAUAUUUACAUUAAAAUAAAUCAGAAGUACAUUUUCUUUUUGUUCAACAACACUCCAACCCAGAAGAAAUCUAACCAUAAGUUGAAUAACCACUCAGUUUAUAUUUUAAUUAUAUAUGGUCACUUACUGUUAGCCUUUAACCCAUUAACUCUUAUGUCUGUACAUUAUCUGCAUUAUUACAGUAUGUGUAGUGUUGGCAUAGUUUAGACUCUACUUGGAGCUUUUGAGAAUCACUGUGAACCUCCAUAUACACUCCGUAUCCACAUGCGACUGCAACUUUACAGAUGUUUAAAAGAUGUGACAGUCUAUUUGAAUACAUUUGGGUUUUUAUAUCAUGACAGUGACAUCCACGCAGCAUAUUUUUCUAAGCUUGUGACUUGAUGUGUAUGUUUUUUGUAGUUCAGUAUUUUCAUCUACAUGCUUGCUUGUAAACCUGUUGCCAUGUAUUGUUUGUGAAUGUGUGAAAAAGACAAGGGAUUGGCUUUAGCUUUUAGCUAUAUAGUGCAAUAAAUGUAAUGUGUAUUGUCUUGUUAAAUAAACUUUUUGAAAGAAAA